AUGAAGACUGUUGAGGCCGCAGAGGUGUAUAGCGGACUCUGCUGCGUGGUGGAAAUGUCCACAGUGAGGCAGAAAAUUAAUCCGUUGAUAGCCGAACGGGAUGCGCUGCGGGAUCGCCGCCAGAAGGCCGACAGCCAGCUGAAGAGUAUUCAACUGGACAUGCUGCAAUUGAGCGAGGACAAGAAUCUCAAACAGGAAUGUGAUCGGCUGAAGGAGGACAACUGGUGCAUGUCCACGAAACGGGAGACAGCGGAUGCGAUCCGCCUGGAGCUGGAUCGGCACCAAGGCCUCUUGGUGGCUGCCCAAACGGAGGUGGAUCGACUGACCCAACCGCACGCAGAGACCUCACACGAGAAGGAUGUGCUCAGCUACGAACUGCAGCAGCAGCGCGAACAAUUCGCCAAGCUCAAGCAAAGUCUACAGAGCGUCCAGUUCAAUGCAGAGCAGCAGGCCAAAAGGCUGGCGUCGGAGAAGAACAGUCCUUGUUCACAUCCACAUAGUGUGAUGGAUGUCGGCAGCAAUCGAAGGAUCUACCGGACACUGCGCGAGGAGAAGAAGUGGGCGGAGCAGUGGAAUUCCCAUCUGGAGUCUAAGCUGAAGCAGCUGCUCCAGUGCAAGCAGCUCAAUGAAAAAUGCGCCCAUAGCGGCGAGCUGCUGUAUAGGAAACAGAUCGACUUCGACAAAAUCACAAAGCGAUACAACGCCCUGGAGUCGGACUUUGAGGUCAUGCUGCUGGAGAAGGAGGUCAAGAUACAUGAGCUGAAGGGCUCGCUCGAACUGGCCCAGAGUCAGUACAUCAAGCUGCCGGAGGCCAGGCGGGCGACCUUGGAGCACAGCAAUGCCCAGCUGAAUAGGCACAUGGAGGGGACCCUGGCUGAGCUCAGUUCGCUCGAUGAUCUUUUGCUCAAGAUUAAUAUGACUCGCGUGGGCCUCAGUCGCGCUGAUCGCAAUGGCCAACUCAAUGAGGAGCUGCCUCGGGCUAUGGGCAGUCCCCAAAGCCAGACAGAUGAUUUUAUCAAUCUGCAGAAGCAACUGGACGAGCGGAAGAAGGAACUGCUCCUGCUGCCCGAACGGGAUGCGCUGCGGGAUCGCCGCCAGAAGGCCGACAGCCAGCUGAAGAACUGGACUGAACUGGACAUGCUGCAAUUGAGCGAGGACAAGAAUCUCAAACAGGAAUGUGAUCGGCUGAAGGAGGACAACUGGCGAAUGUCCACGAAGUGGGAGACAGCGGAUGCGCUCCGCCUGGAGCUGGAUCGGCACCAAGGCCUCUUGGUGGCAGCGCGAACAAUUCGCUAA
Molecule: messenger RNA, 1296 nt
Organism: Drosophila obscura
Lineage: Eukaryota; Metazoa; Arthropoda; Insecta; Diptera; Drosophilidae
Product: protein FAM184A-like
Exons: 4
Coding region: 1-1296 (431 amino acids)
Source: RefSeq, a predicted model, not a curated record